Messenger RNA from Moesziomyces antarcticus, 2661 nucleotides. RefSeq names its product SCY1 protein kinase. Gene Ontology annotation, biological process: protein phosphorylation. Lineage: Eukaryota; Fungi; Basidiomycota; Ustilaginomycetes; Ustilaginales; Ustilaginaceae. Gene Ontology annotation, molecular function: protein kinase activity; ATP binding. The record is from RefSeq and is a predicted model, not a curated record. Bases 1 to 2661 code for a protein of 886 amino acids. The transcript has a single exon.
AUGGCGUCGUUCCUGAGCCAGGCGUCGUCCUACUUUGGACGCACCAACAUCUCGGUCAACUACACGAUCGACGAGUCGCAAUCGCCCGCGCACUGUGGUCUGUGGAAGAUCUUCCGAGCGACGCGCAAUGCGUCGUCCUUAGCCCCAGCUGCCGGUGGCUCGAGCUCGGCAUCAGCGUCCAAGAAUACCGUGUCGAUAUGGACGCAUACGUUCAACACACGCGGCCAGGUGCGUCAGCGCAUCACCGAGCAGCUCAAGAAGGAGGCGUCGUCGCUCACACGCCUGCGCCAUCCGUGCAUCCUCGAGGUGGUCGAGCCGCUGGAAGAGUCGCGCAACGACGUCACAUUCGCCACCGAACAGGUGUUUGCCUCGCUCUCGGAAGCGCUCGUCUCGGACCACCGCCAAGACGUGCAGCUGGACGAGGUCGAGAUCCAAAAGGGCCUGCUCCAGGUCGCACGCGGCCUCGAGUUCCUCCACACCGCCAAGAUGGUCCAUCAGAACCUCUCGCCCGACUCGAUCCUCAUCAACGCCAAGGGCGACUGGAAGCUCGCCGGCUUCUCGUUCCUCACGCCGCUCGAGCUUCCUGGUGGAGGUGGCAAGACGCCGUGGACGUUCCCGGACUACGAUCCGAGCCUACCGCCGGCCAUGAGCCGCAACUUUGACUACAUGGCACCCGAGUAUGCGCUCGACGAAAAGCUGGGGCCGGAAAACGACAUGUACAGUCUGGGCUGCGUCGUCUACGCCGUGCAUAACAAGGGCUCUCCGCCGUUUCGCAACCGCAACUCGCUGCCCAACCUGCGUGGCAACGCGGACCAGCUCGCCACCACCAUCGGCAGCCAGAGCUGGUCGCGCAUGGGCAGCGAUGUGCUCGACGUGCUCUCGAGCCUGCUCACGCGCUUCCCUGCCGCGCGUCUCACCGCAGCGUCGUUCCAGCAAGCGCGCUACUUCAACUCGAUCCUCGUCUCGACGCUCAAGUUCAUGGAGCGGGACAGCUUUGCCGGACGCACAAAGGAGGAGCGCGUGCAGUACCUCAAGGGCCUGCUCAAGAUCCUCCCGCAGUUCUCGGACCGCCUUUUGCGGCGCAAGGUACUGCCGGCCGUACUGGAGCUCAUGACCGACCGAUCGCUGCUGCCUUUCAUCCUGCCCAACGUGUUCCACAUCUCGAAGAACCUCUCGUCGCUCGAGUUCACCAACUCGGUGCUGCCCAAGCUCAAGCCGUUGUUUGCGGUGCAGGAUCCGCCGCAGAACAUGCUGCUGCUGCUCGACCAGAUCGAGCCGCUGUUCGUGCCCAAGACGGCGCCCACCACGUUCCGCGAGGAGGUCACGCCGCUGCUGUACGCUGCGCUCGAGGCGGAAAACGUGCUGGUGCAGGAAAAGGCCCUACGCACCGUACCUCGACUCGCCGAGAUCCUCGAAUACGCGCACGUCAAAGAGGUGCUGUUCCCCAAACUCGCAUCGCUCUUUGCCAAGACCAAGGUGCUCAGCGUCAAGGUCAAUUGUCUGAUCUGCUUCCAUGCGAUGGUGGGCAUUCUGGACAAGUACACGCUGACGGAAAAGCUGGUGCCCAUUCUGGCGCGCAUCAAGACCAAGGAGCCGAGCGUCAUGGUGGCGACGCUCGCGGUGCACGAGAGCAUGGCAGCCAAGGUGGACCGCGAAACGCUCGCCACCGCCAUCAUCCCGCAGCUCUGGGUCAUGUCCAUGGGCCCGCUGCUCAACGCCGACCAGUUCGGACGCUUCAUGAAGGCGGUGCGUGAGAUGAGCACGCGGGUGGAGAAGGAGCAUACCGCACAUCUGCGCGACGUCAAGCGCAUGCAGGACCACACCGACUCGUACACCGCCGAUGCGCGCGCGGGCGGCCCCGGCGCCAACGGUGCUGCAGGAGGCGUGACGGGCAUCGGCGCCGGCGGAGAGAUCGACUUUGCCACGCUCGUCGGUCAGACCAAGACUGCACGCGGCGCGGACAAGGCGGUGGCAGACGACCCGUUCGGGCUCGCAGACGACUUUGGCGCGCUCGGUGGCGGAUCCUCGGGCCUCGGCAGUGGGGCGGGUCUGGUGGCGUCCGACAUCUCGCCUGCGGUAUCGAGCACGCCCACGCCCAUCGGUGGUCUCACACCCACGCACACGGGCCGAUCAGCACCCAAGCCCAGCACAUCAUCGCUGCUCUCUUCCAGCACCGCACCGAGCACGGCAAGCAGCAUCCCGGCGCUAGCACCACCGCCGUCGUUUGUGCGCCCGCCACUCAGCGCCUCUUCGUCAUCCACCUCGUCGAGAUCCGCAGCACCCACCACUUCGACCAUUGCGCCAGUCAACGGUAGCUGGAACAGCGUGCUUCAACCCAGCUCCUCCCACCCAAAAUCUGCCGCGGCCACGCCCACGGCCUCAAGUGCAGCCGGUGGUGGUGGUGCCGGGCCGAACUACAAUAUCUCGCUGCCGCCAGCGACGGGGACGGGAUGGAACCCAGCGCCGUCGUCGCUGUCGUCGUCGCUGGCGCCCGCCAUCGAGCCCGCUGCGCCAGUAAGCAUUGCGCCGACACCAGCAGCGUCGGUAGGCCCACCAGGGUGGGGGGGUAGCGUACUGCAGCCCAAUAAGUCGGCUGCGGUCGGAGGCGCGGGCGCAAAGUCGACCACAGACGCAUGGAAGGACUUUGACCCGUUUGCCUGA